CUAAAAUAACCAGCCUCCAUCGAUCAGAUCCGUAGCCUCCAAAAAAACCCCUCCACAUCUGUUCGCACUUCUACACCCAUCGUCCAAAAAAAACCCUCCAAUACUCCAUCGAUCGUCCGCCCUUCCCAGCUGCAGCCUCCGAACGCCGACCCUCCCAGCCCCAGCUGCAGUCGUCGCACGCCCUCCCUCCUAGCCGCAGACGUCGCACGCGGCUCCUCCCAGAUGUAGCCGCUGAACGCUGCUACAACUCCGCCCAACGCCGCUACAACUCCGCCCAACUCCGCCCAACUCCGCGCAUCUCCUCCAGUAGCGGCUGAACGCCGCCCAACUCCGCUCCCUUCUAGUACACCUUUGCCGACUCAGUGGCUGAAUAGAGAUGAAUCGAAGCUGGAUGUACGGUAAACGGAACACAUUGGAAUUUAUGAAUGGGGUAGCUGAGUUUUGCAAAUGUUGUUUAGAAUACAGAGCGUUGACUGGUUAUGAUGAGUUAUAUUGUCCUUGUGUUGAUUGUGCCAACAUAUAUUCAUUCCGGUCAAUAGAGACAAUCAGAGAACAUUUAAUUCGCCGUGGAUUUAGGCAAGAAUACUAUGUAUGGGUGUGGCAUGGCGAGAAAGGAGGGUAUACAGAAGAUCAAACCAAAGUCAAUGAGAUGACCAAUAUCACAAUCGAGAAUCUUUCUGAUGCGGAGGGUGAGAAUAAUGAGGAGACUGAAAGUGAAAGUGAAGGUGAAGGUAACGAUGAAGAUGAUAUUGAAGAUAAUGAUGAGAGUGACAACGUAGAUCAAAUCAAUGAGAUGAUGGGUGAAGUGAAAGAUCACUUUAGUGGACGACCACGUAUAUUUGAAAGUUUGUCACAAGCAGCAGAAAAACCAUUAUAUCACGGGUGUACAAAAUACACAAAGCUAUCUGCCGUGAUAACACUUUAUAAUGUGAAAGCCAAGAACAAUUGGAGCGACACAAGUUUCACAUCCUUACUGGAAGUAUUACAUGACAUGCUUCCUGAUGGAAAUGAAAUGCCAAAGUCAAAUUAUUAUGCGAAGAAGCUCAUGUGCCCGUUGGGUUUAGAGUACAAAAAGUUUGAUGCAUGUCCCAAUGAUUGUGUCUUGUACCGAAAUGAAUAUUGCAUGUUGAACAAAUGUCCACGUUGUGGUAAGUCACGGUACAAGCGCAAUGAUGUCGACUCAAAUAGUGAUAAGAAAGGUCCACCGGCAAAGGUGUUGUGGUAUCUUCCCAUAAUUCCGAGGUUGAAACGCCUAUUUUCGAUAAAGGCAAAUGCAAAAUAUUUGAGAUGGCAUGGAGAGCAGCGAAAGAAAGAUGGGAUGUUGAGACAUCCUGCCGAUUCUCCCCAAUGGAAGACUAUUGAUGAAUCAUUUCCAGAUUUCGGUAAAGAAGUGCGGAAUCUAAGAUUAGCUCUAUGCACUGAUGGAAUGAAUCCAUAUGGGAGCUUUAGUAGUCAACAUACUACAUGGCCGGUUCUUUUGGUUAUAUAUAACCUGCCACCAUGGUUGUGCAUGAAGCGCAAAUAUAUGAUGUUGUCGCUUCUAAUAUCUGGACCUAAACAACCCGGGAAUGACAUUGAUGUCUAUCUUGCCCCUCUCAUUGAUGAUUUGAAGACGUUGUGGGAUGAAGGUGUUUCAGUGUUUGAUGCACAUACUCAGGAGUACUUCAAAUUGCGUGCCAUGCUGUUUUGUACUAUAAAUGAUUUUCCAGCAUAUGGUGACUUAUCUGGGUAUAAAGUGAAAGGAAAGCAACCAUGUCCGAUUUGUGUUGAUGAUAUGGACUCCACAUAUCUACCUCAUUGGGGGAAGUAUGUUUAUAUGAAGACUCGAAGGUUUCUUCCUUGAUAUUUCGGAACUAUGUUGUUUAUAACGUUGAGUGUUUUCAUAAUAGUGUUUUUAGAAAUAUUUGUGGUGGUGGACAAGUGAAAAAGAUAACUUGGAAACAGAUGAAGUGCGCAAAACAAACGGGUGGUUUGGAAUGUGGAUUUUAUAUAAUGAGAUUCAUGUUUGAUGUUGUUAAAAGUAUCGCUGAAGGUCACGAUCUGGAUCAGGUGUACACGAGCAACGUAAGAGAUGAUGCGCUGUCAAUGGCAGAAAUCGGUGAAAUCCGUGAUAUGUGGGCUAUAUUUGUUUCUGACAAUUUCUUGUAAACUCUUGUAUGAAUCAUGUAUGUUAACAAUAUACUCCGUACAUUUUUGUUGCUUCAGAUGUUAUUGACAUUGUAAUGUGCUUUUUUGGUGGUCUAAAACUUGUAUUGUAAUGAUUGAGAACUUGGAUGGUUAGAAAUACAGGUUUCUUGGUGAUCUAAAAUUUGU
This is a messenger RNA of Cuscuta epithymum, 2313 nucleotides long. The record is from the annotation of a GenBank genome assembly. NCBI's taxonomy places the organism in Eukaryota, Viridiplantae, Streptophyta, Magnoliopsida, Solanales, Convolvulaceae.